GCCUUGAUAAUUUAUUGCUUAAUAAACUCCUCGGGGUUUUUUUUUCUUUUACAGGAAAUUGACGCCAUACCGUUACACAAUGCAGACGGUAAAGUGUGUGCUGCUGGGGGACGGGGCUGUGGGUAAAUCAGCCAUGAUCAUCACCUACACCGCAGGCUUUCCUAAGGAGUGGACCCCAUCAGUGAUGGAGAAUUAUAAGGUCAGUGUGACGGUGGACGGGAACCAGGUGAACCUGGAGGUGUGGGACCACAGCGGAUUAUCGGACUAUGACCGGUUAAGACGCCUGUCCUUCCCACAGACGGAUGUUCUCCUGCUUUGCUUUUCCCUCACCAGUCCGUCGUCUUUUGAAAACGUGCGGAGCAAGUGGAUUGAAGAGGUCAGACAUCACUGCCCCGCGGUGCCGGUCGUCCUGGUGGGCACCAUGUUGGACCUCAGAGACGAUAAAGACAGGAUGGAGAAGCUGAAAAAGGAGCAUCUCUCUCCUAUCACCUAUGAUCAGGGCCUGGCCAUGGCUGAAGAAAUAGGUGCGGUAACAUACCUGGAGUGUUCGGCUCUGACUGCGCGCGGCCUUCAGGCGGUGAUCGAGGAAGCCGCCAGGGUGGGCCUGAACGCCAAACCCGUCAAAAAACCGAAGCAAAGCUGCAGCCUGUCAUAAUGCAGACGAUGCCUUUUACAUAUUCAUGAUUUUAAAAACAGGGACGUUGUCGCCGAGGCCAGCAGAGUGGAAUGAUGAGAGCGAGCGUUCUGAGAGAAAUUUAACCCCCCACUGCUUUAUAUUCCCCAGAGAUUCUUUUAUUCUUUGGUGUUCUACAGUCACUUUGUAUGAAAUGAAAGUAUCACAGUGAGAAUGUGUGGUAAAGCGAUGCUAGGCAGACAGAGUAUUAGAGCCACAUUGAUCCAAAAAAUAUUUAUCAAAUAAAAACAAAAUCAAGUUGUAGCAUUACAAGAAAAAGUCUGAAUUUUAUGACUUUUUCUUGUAACUCCAUUAUUAUGACUUCAUUCUUUUAUGAUUUAUUCUCAUAAUAUUAUGACUUUUGUUCUUCGUGAUUUCAUUUUUCUUUACUCUGUCGAAGGUUACAACCAGGUUCCUGGGAAAUUUCCCAAACUAACGGUUUCUGUUGAUGUGGACAUGUAGACGUUUUAAUCAAAGCCAUUCAGCUCACUCCAGUUCUUCUCAGUUCAAUGGUAGAAUUAAGGCUCUCUGCCCAGGGCAGCCCAACCUGUGGGGCGAAACAAGAACUCAGUGGGGACACAAGUCAUCUCACAAUUGAGCCCCAAACUAGUUUUCUGUUGCUUGUUUAUAUGAAGUCUGGGAAGAGGAAGAAGGAAAAGGCUCUUCUACAGCGUUCAACACAGAAAAUGAAAAUAAAAAUGUAUUUUUAAUGCCCUUUUACACAUCUUGAUCUUGAGUGAUGUCUAUACACGUCUGGCAUUGUUUAUUAUUUUUGUUUUA
This is a messenger RNA of Gambusia affinis (western mosquitofish), 1453 nucleotides long. RefSeq names its product ras-related C3 botulinum toxin substrate 1-like. The record is from RefSeq and is a predicted model, not a curated record. Bases 80 to 655 code for a protein of 191 amino acids. NCBI's taxonomy places the organism in Eukaryota, Metazoa, Chordata, Actinopteri, Cyprinodontiformes, Poeciliidae. Gene Ontology annotation, biological process: small GTPase-mediated signal transduction. Gene Ontology annotation, molecular function: GTP binding; GTPase activity. The transcript has 6 exons.